AUAAACACGAAAAGUAAAAUUAAUUUAUAAUUUUUUAAAAAGAACUUAUUAUUAAAAUAAAAUUAAUUAAUUAAAUAAUAAUAAUUAUAAAAAUAAAAAGGUGGUAGUUUUAAUAAUAAAUAAAAUCAUGGAUGAGCCAGCAAAAAAGAAACAAAGAAUAUUAAAUGGCAAUGAUUGUAGUGAUGAUGAGCUUGUUAAUGAAAUUGAAAUAUUUCAAAAAAGUUUAUUAGGCCAAUGUUUAUGUGAAAUGCCUGAAAGUAGUUUACGUAAACCAUUUGUAUCAACAUCAAGAGCAUCAACAACAGAUAUUAAUAGAACACAUGGUAUACUUGCUGAAUGGAAUCCAGAUAGAAUAUUAGAAUUUCUAAGUGGUUUACAAUUAUUAUUUGAUCUUGCUAUUAAACAAAAUACACGUGGUUUAAUGUGUCGUAGAGUUGCUGAAGUAUGUGAAGCAUUAUCACGUAAUGAACAUGGUAUUAUUGAUCAAUUAAUUGAUUUAUCAAAUACACAUAAUAAAUAUAUAUUAUAUACAGCAAGUCGUGCAUUAGCAUCAUUUUUUAUAAUAACAAAAGAUAAUACUGAAGAAAUAUGGCUUGAUAAAUUAACACAAUCAUUAGUUAAUACAAAUUUACCAAGUCAAAUGUUAUUUACACUUGAUGUUGUUAAACGAGUUGUUGAACAUAAAGAUUAUGAUAUACAUCCAAGUGAAGAUGAUACAACAUCAACAACAAUAUUAUCAUCAUCAUCAGCAGCAUCAUCUUCAUCAUCAUCAUCACUUGUACCAAUUAAUUGUAAUACACUUGUUAUAUCUGAUCCUGAAAGUGUUGAUAGUACUGCUAUUAAAGCAUUGUGUGUUAAAGCACUUGAAAAAAAAUGGUCUCUAUUAGUUGAUAAAUUUGAUACAAUACUUGGCUCAUAUACACCACAAUAUGAAUCAGCAGUUAUAACAUUUCUUGAUUUAUGGGAAUCAAUAAUAUCAGUUAAAGCAAAUUUAUCUGUUAUUGAUACAAAAUUAUUUUAUUCAAAGUUAGAUAAUUUGGUACGUUUAUUAAAUGGUAAUGUACCUGGUAUAAUAUGGCGUCAUUUACUUGGUUUAUUUAAUGAAGUAUUGUGUUAUGGUAGUACAUUAGCAUUACAAGAUAUAUUACCAGAUGAACCAUGCUCAUUAGCACAUUUAAUUGUACGUGCUGUUAAAGAUUGUAGAUUAUUAGAUGGUUUACCAUAUCGUCAUGGUUCUGGUAGAUUUGGUGGUGGUACUGGUGAUGGUGAUGGUCCAUUAUUACAAAAAAUAGUAUUACUUGUACUUAAAAGUGUUGCUGUAACUGUUAAAGAAACACGUAGUGAUACAAGUGAUUCAUCAUUAGAAUCAGAAGCUGAUGAUCUUGAUGAUGAUAUGGCAGUUAUUGAAAGAAGUAUUAGAGAAGUAUUACGACAACUUGAUCAAUGUGUUAAAACGUUAAUGCCAUUUCAUCCAGAAAUGCCAUUAUCACAAUGGGUUGUACAAAUGUUUCAUGAUCAAGAUGAUUUUUUAAUUGAGGGUAUGGUUUGUUGUCUUGAUGUUGCUGUUGGUUUAUUCUAUCGUAGUACAAUACAAAAUAAUACAAUGAUACAAUAUCCACAUGAUCCAAUGUUAAGUCCAAGUUUAACAUUUGUACAAUUUGUUAGAACAGUAUCACAUGAUCCAGAUGUAUUAUUGGAUUUACUUGUUAGUAAUGAAACAUGUUUUUUACUAUAUCUAUUGAGAUUUUUAAAAUAUGUUAAAAGAAAUUGGGGUGAAUUUGUAACUUGUUGUGGAAGAGAACUUGAUGAUACCAUGACAGUACUUAUAAGACUUAGAUUAGCAAUUGAUAGACUUGUUUCAAAAGCAUUAUUUCCAUAUAAUAUUAAUCCAAUUUUAAGAUUAUUAAGAGAAUGUGAAUCCUUUUAUGAGGGUGACAUAGAUAAUUGAAUUUAUAUUUUGAAAAAAAAAUUUCCUUUUUUUCCUGUAACAGUAUUACCAUUUUCUUAUUUUAUUUUUUUCUUUGGUAUAUAAAUUAUAUAUUUAAAUACAAUCAUUACUAUAAAUUCCAAAUUUUUUUUUUUUUUAUUUAACAGAUUAUUUUAAAUUAUUGUAAAUGUUCAUCUUCAUUAUUAUUAUUAUUUUAUUUACGUACUGUAAUUGUCAAUUAUUUUUUUUAUUAAGAUUACUAUUAUUAUUUAGAAUAAAGCAACUAUUUUAAAUAGUAUUUUUUCUUUCUUUUUUUUACUGCACAAAAAACAAAAUUGUAUACGAAAUAAGAUUGCUCUAUUUGCAUACAUGAAAUAUGUAAUUAAC
This is a messenger RNA of Aphidius gifuensis, 2314 nucleotides long. It is a transcript of the gene lin, whose product is annotated as protein lines. The transcript has a single exon. NCBI's taxonomy places the organism in Eukaryota, Metazoa, Arthropoda, Insecta, Hymenoptera, Braconidae. The record is from RefSeq and is a predicted model, not a curated record. The coding region runs from base 128 to 1948 and encodes 606 amino acids.